AUGCCUGGUGGGGGCGACCCCAGCAAGAAGAAGGAUGACAAGAAGAAAGAGAAGCCAAAGUAUGAGCCUCCUGUGGAAUCCAAGUUCGGCAAAAAGAGAAGAAAGGGACCGGAUACCGCUGUCAAAUUGCCUAGUGUCCAUCCAAGUACAAGGUGUAAAUUGAAGUUGUUGAAAUUGGAGAGAAUUAAGGAUCACUUGCUCUUGGAGGAGGAGUUCAUUGCCAACCAAGAAGCAUUCCAGCCAACUGAAGCUAAACAAGCAGAGGAAAGAGAGAAGGUUGAUGAAGUUAGAGGCUACCCAAUGUCUAUCGGUACUUUAGAAGAAAUCAUAGACGAUGAUCACGGCAUUGUGUCCACCACUGCCGGUUCUGAAUACUAUGUGGCUAUCAUGUCUUUUGUUGACAAAGGUCUCUUAGAGCCAGGUUGCUCUGUUCUUUUGCACCAUAAGACUGUCUCUAUUGUUGGUGUUUUGCAAGAUGACGCUGACCCAAUGGUUUCUGUCAUGAAAUUGGACAAGUCGCCCACCGAGUCGUACUCUGAUAUUGGUGGUUUGGAAUCGCAGAUUCAAGAAAUCAAAGAGGCUGUCGAAUUGCCAUUGACGCAUCCAGAAUUAUACGAAGAAAUGGGCAUUAAACCUCCAAAGGGUGUCAUUCUAUAUGGUGCUCCAGGUACUGGUAAGACGCUUUUGGCCAAGGCCGUUGCUAACCAGACGAGUGCUACUUUCUUGAGAAUUGUUGGUUCCGAGUUGAUUCAAAAAUACCUUGGUGACGGUCCAAGAUUGUGUAGACAGAUUUUCCAGAUCGCUGGUGAGCUUGCGCCAUCUAUUGUCUUCAUUGAUGAAAUCGACGCCAUUGGAUCCAAGAGAUACGAGUCUACGUCAGGUGGUGAAAGAGAAAUUCAAAGAACUAUGUUGGAGUUGUUGAACCAGUUAGAUGGUUUCGACGACAGAGGCGACAUCAAGGUCAUUAUGGCCACUAACAAAAUCGAAUCAUUGGACCCUGCAUUGAUCAGACCGGGAAGAAUCGACCGUAAGAUCUUAUUCGAAAACCCAGACUCCAAUACCAAGAAGAAGAUCUUGACUAUCCACACAUCCAAGAUGAACUUGUCCUCCGAUGUCAAUCUAGACGAAUUGGUCACCUCGAAGGAUGAGUUGUCUGGUGCCGACAUCAAGGCUAUGUGUACGGAAGCAGGUUUGUUGGCAUUGAGAGAAAGAAGAAUGCAAGUCAAGGCCGAAGAUUUCAAGACUGCUAAGGAGAGAGUUCUCAAAAACAAGGUGGAAGAAAACCUCGAAGGCUUGUACUUGUAA
This is a messenger RNA of Candidozyma haemuli, 1305 nucleotides long. RefSeq names its product proteasome regulatory particle base subunit (gene RPT2). Gene Ontology annotation, cellular component: proteasome regulatory particle, base subcomplex. Bases 1 to 1305 code for a protein of 434 amino acids. Gene Ontology annotation, molecular function: ATP hydrolysis activity; proteasome-activating activity; ATP binding. The record is from RefSeq and is a predicted model, not a curated record. The transcript has a single exon. Lineage: Eukaryota; Fungi; Ascomycota; Pichiomycetes; Serinales; Metschnikowiaceae. Gene Ontology annotation, biological process: proteasome-mediated ubiquitin-dependent protein catabolic process.